Molecule: messenger RNA, 4419 nt
Organism: Amphimedon queenslandica
Lineage: Eukaryota; Metazoa; Porifera; Demospongiae; Haplosclerida; Niphatidae
Product: poly [ADP-ribose] polymerase 14-like
Exons: 10
Biological process (GO): negative regulation of gene expression; protein poly-ADP-ribosylation; positive regulation of type II interferon-mediated signaling pathway
Cellular component (GO): cytoplasm; nucleus
Molecular function (GO): transcription corepressor activity; NAD+ poly-ADP-ribosyltransferase activity; ubiquitin-like protein ligase binding
Source: RefSeq, a predicted model, not a curated record
AUGGAUGAGAAAGACGAGGCACCGGCCUUACUGUUUCAUAUUAAGCUGUCAGGCUUACCAGUUAACACUUCGAUUGCCAAUGUGAGAAAUUAUUUGUGCGAUGAGUGUGAAUGCGAUGUGAAGGAAGUCUUGUUACAAGGGAAUAAUAGUGCCGUUGCUGUAAUUAUGGUAAAAGAUAUUGAUGAGCUUCUGAAAAAAAAUCACAGUAUUAAGGAAACAUUUAUAUCAGUCUCGCUUCAUAAAGAUCAACUGGAGCUCCAGUGGGACACUAUAAAAGUAUCUGGUGAAGAUGAUAUUGAAACACUAAAAUUUUAUUUUGCGGGAAAGAGAUCAGGAGGAAAUAGAACCAAAUCAGUUGAAUCUGUUACAAAAGUUGACACAAAUGCUGUGCAUGUCAAGUUCAAAUCAGUAGAUGAUGCUGCUGCUGUCAUUGCUCAGGAAAAGCAUAUGAUUACUGGAGGAUCACAAAUUCAUGUUUGCUAUGCUCCAGUCCCAGAUUCAAAAAAGUAUGAGAGGGACAAAAUUCUUAUUAAAAACAUUCCAAAAGAAACGAAAGAGAAAACUCUGAUUGCUUUAAUUGAAGGCUGCCUUGAUUUAGAAUUUGAGAGAGAAUUUACAUUAAACUUACAGGCACCUUUAGCACUUUUGUUACUUUCUCAUCAUUAUGGAAAAGAAGAACUCCAGAAAAUAGCAGAAAUUCUGGCAUCACAGCAAAUACAUGGGAACUAUUUGAAUGUUGAUCUUUGUGACGUUAAUCACAGUAUCGUUGUAUCUGGUAUAAGUGAAGAAAAAAUUGUUGGAAAUGCAUUUGCACUUCAGUUUUACUUUGAGACACCUAAUAGUGGAGGAGGAGAAAAUACUGUACAGAUGCUCACACCAACUAAAGUUAAAGUGAAUUUCAAGGAUCCUUCAGUGUCCAUAGUUGGUUCUGUAAAAGAUGUCAAAGAGUUUAAGGGUAUAUUUCCAGAGUACAUCUUACACAUGAAAGUUCAGGUCACUCUUCCAACGGUCGCAGUUAAGUUUCUACAAAGAAAUUCUGGGCAAAGAGUACUUAAAACUAUUACGAGCGAUUCUAGGGUAUUUCUAUAUUUUACAACAGAUGGUAUUAAUCAGUGCCUUUAUCUAUUGCAUUCAACUGAGCAUGUGUCUCUGGCAGAAAAAUUAGCUGACACUAUUAAGCAGGCCAUAGCUACUGAGUCUUGUGAAAUACCUUUGUCUUUUCAGAAUCAAGUAGAAGGAGAUGAUUAUUCAAAAUUUAAAUUUAAUCUUGCUGAGAAAUAUUCAUUUUUUUCUACAAUUAAUGAAAAUGAGCUGACUGUUGCCAGUACUGCUGGAGAUGUUAAUGAUGUCAUUAAUGAGCUCAUGGGUUUUAUUAAUGAAGCAUGCUCUGUUUCUGAAACAAUAAAUUUUAGUAGAGGUGUGUGGCGUUUGUUUCAUACUGCAUUGAAAGUCGAAUGGUCUGAGGUAAAGAGAAGCCUGGAAACAAAAGGAAUUGAUAUAAUUGCUUUGUCAAAGUCAGAUGCAUCAAAACCAUAUAUUGCCAUCAGAGGAGAAACAAGUGCUGUUCAACAAGCUAAGGAGGAUAUUCUUUCCCAUCAGGUGUCAGUUACAUCAAAGAAAAUAAUUCUUUCACAAGCUGGUGUCUGUUCAUAUUUUCUCUCGAACAAUGCACUGAUAUUGAAAGGUAUUGAAAAUGCUGCAGGAGUAUGCAUUGAAGUAGAAGUGAAGGGAAUGUCUUCAAAUGUCUUUAAGGAAAUUUUUACUGGUGUUACGGAUGAAAUGAUGUCAGUACAUGUAGUCGUUGGUGACUUAACUGAGUUUAAUCAAGCUGAAGUGAUGGUCAAUGCUGCAAAUGAAGAACUGAAGCACAGAGGAGGCGUAGCUGCAGUGAUUGCAAGAAAAGGUGGCUCAAGUAUUCAACAGGAUUCAGAUGAUUACAUCAGAAGAAACAAAAAGGUAGCUGCUGGAACAGCUGUGCUUUUCACUGCAACUGGUAACCUUCCUUCUUCGUAUAAAGCGAUUGUUCAUGCAGUUGGUCCACGAUAUCGUGCUGAAAACAAGCAAAAUUCCUGUGCAACAUUAAAACAGACAAUUUUUCAGAGUCUUGAGUUAGCAAAAAAUUAUGAGUCUAUAGCCUUCCCAGCUAUUGGAGGUGGUAAUUUUGGUUUUCCCAUUGCUGUUUGUGCUAAUGUUCAUUUUGAAGCUGUAGUUGAAUUUAGCAAAACAGAACUACCAACUAAACUGAGAAAAGUUUAUUUUGUCAUAAUUGAAGGAAAUGUUGAGGUUUUUCUGCAAGCAGCCAAGAAUUACCUGUCAGGUACCUUUUUAAAGUCACCAUCAAAUUUUGAAAGCCUUAGACCUCUAAAUGUAUCACGUAUGGCACCAAAUGCAUCUUCAACAUUAAGUCUGCCACCAACUCUAUCAACUGUUGCUGUACAACAAAAUCCGAAAAGAAAAACUAAGAAGCAUAAAAUGUCUGACAGUGGUGUACCAGAGUUAUGGACUAGAUCUAGUAUUGAAUAUAUCAAAAUAACAAAAGGAAGCAUUACUGACUACCCAGAAGAGGCUCUUGUCAACACUACUGAUGAGAAUCUAAAACUUCAGGGAUAUGUUUCAAAAGUUUUAUUAGAAGAAGCAGGGCCUAAUUUAAAGAAGGAAUGUGAUGCUUUAACAAAACCUUUCAGGAUUGGUAGUGUAGUUGCAACAAAAGCCUACAAAUUGAGGAAAUCAAAACACAUACUCCAUGUCAUCUUACCUAAUUAUGAUGGAAAAUCUGAAGGGGUAUUAAGAGAAGUUGUAAGAAAUUGUUUAGAUGAAUGCACUCGUCUAAAAGUCAAAUCAUUGUCAAUGCCAUCGAUUGGAGCUGGCAAUCUCAAAUACCCUCCUGAUAUUGUGGCUAGAGUUCUCAUUGAAGAAACGAUCUCCUUUUUUCAAAAAAAUAAUGGAAAGACCACGCUGAAAUUGGUUCAUUUUGUUAUUUAUCAACAAGACAUUUGUGAUGAAUUUCAGAAAGUAUUAAGAUUAGGGCAAGAGUCACCUAGAGCUACUAAUUUUGAUAGUAAAUCUAUGCAAUCACUCUUAAUUACUAAAGGGAGUGUAACUGAUUUUCAGGAAGAAGCUGUUGUACUUACAAAUGAUCGUAAUCUGGAACUUAAAGGAGUUGUGGGACAAGUUUUAGCAAAACAGGCUGGCCCAGAAUUGAAAAAAGAAUGUGAUGCUUUAAAAAAACCAAUAGAAUUUGGUAGUGUUAUUGCUACUAAAGGUCAUUCUCUUAAAGCAAAGUAUAUUCUUCAUGCAAUACUACAUUCAUGUGGUACUUCAAUUGAAGAAUCUGAGAAAGUUUUGAGGAAAAUUGCUGUGAAAUGUUUAGAUGAAUGCACUAGAUUGAAAGUUAAGAGUCUUUCAAUGACCUCUAUUGGUGCUGGUAAACUGGGGUACCCUAAUGAUAUUGUGGCUAAAGCACUACUAGAAGAAACUGCAAUAUACCUGAAGAAAAAUAAGGGAAACACAACAAUUGAAUUGGUUCGUUUUGUUAUUUAUGAAAAGCGUGUGUAUGAUGAAUUUAGCAAAGUGUAUCAACAACUCAGUGCAGGUGCAACAAAAAGAAAGACAUUAUUACUUUCAACAAGUUUACAGUUAGAGCUUGUAGAAGGAGAAAUUGGAAAUGAUAGCUCUGCUGUCACAGUUACAUAUGAUGCAUCUGCUUCUCAAGUAGAAAAAAAACCAGUUGUGACACUUGUACCAAAUUCAGGAGGUGUUGGAAGAAAAAUGAAUCUUCCAGUUACAUUUCAUCAGAGUGCACAUGAACAGAAAAAAUUUAGCUUUGCUUGUUUGGAUAAGGCUGAAAAAAAUCAGUUUGAGUCAAUAGUCUUUCCAGCUCAGUUUCAAAGCCAUGCAAUAGUACCAAAAGCCAUUGUUGAUGCAUCACAGAAAUUUUUAGAUACUAAUCCAAUUCAUAUGAAAGUUAUUCGUGUGUUGUAUACAACAUUGUCACCUGAAAUUGUUCAGCAAUAUGAAGAAGCACUCAAGUCAUGGACAAACGGGCAAGAAUCUGGUUUUCUGAGCAAGGCAAAAGCUUUUGUUGGCUCAGCUGUUGCAUCAGCUGUUGGUUAUAGUGAUGAAAGCAAAUCUUAUUUUGAAGAUACUCCUUCUUUGGAGUCUGAGGUUACACUCGAUAUAUUUGGAAAAACAAAUGAAGCAAUAUUAAAAGCUGAGCAACAAAUUAGAGAAACAGUGAAAGAAAACUUUAUUGACCUCAAAAUAGAACACGAGCAUAUUGCAGCAUUGUCAGCCGAAGGACUUCAUGAAAUAUCAUCCAUUGCAGCUAGCUCCAAUGUUAAGAUUGGCAUUGAUCAAGAGAGGAAAGUAAUAACUCUUCGCGGUUUCCAGGAUGUCCAUAAAGUUCAAAUCCACAUUCAA